This is a messenger RNA of Nymphalis io (European peacock), 5788 nucleotides long. RefSeq names its product terminal nucleotidyltransferase 5C. The transcript is spliced from 4 exons. The coding region runs from base 271 to 1845 and encodes 524 amino acids. Gene Ontology annotation, biological process: mRNA stabilization. NCBI's taxonomy places the organism in Eukaryota, Metazoa, Arthropoda, Insecta, Lepidoptera, Nymphalidae. Gene Ontology annotation, molecular function: poly(A) RNA polymerase activity; RNA binding. The record is from RefSeq and is a predicted model, not a curated record.
CUGCCGCGCGAAGCGAACGCUACUUGCGAUCACAACGCGACCACACGCGCACCUGUGCACCUGUGCCCUGUGUUUAUUACUCUCAAAACACGUAAACAAACGAAACCGCUGUGAGAAGUGCAGCUAAGUGAGAUCGGAACGUCACACGCACGCCAUCCGAGUACGCUGUGCCGAGUGACAGUUGCAUUCUGCAGGGCUCAAGCAGUGAACUGGUGAAGCGGAACAUGUAGUGGAGAUUUUAAGACAAAAGUGUGUUUUUAAUCGUACGUCAUGGCCGACAUUGAUGAAAUGAAUAUCGACUACGAAGUCGGCUACGAGUACGACAUGUCUAAAAUACCGGAAAUCGUUACACCGGAUGACACGAACGAGUCCGGCUAUCAGGAGGGUUCGGAGAAAAGUUACGGUGAUAGACGAGAUUCCAAAGAGGGUUUCGGUGGCGAAGGGGAUUCAGAUAGUGGUGUCGAUGGGGUGAGCAGUGGAUGUAGCACGGUGGAUGACUGCCCGGUGGUGUCGAUAAAUGACGUGGUCGCGUACUAUGAUGACAUUCGCCCAAGGCGGCGACAUGUGCCUCAGCUUAAUUUCUAUCACGUGGAUAUCGAGAGGAUGGCCUUGGACGCUGUUGUUCAGAGCGAGUCGAGUUAUACCUCUUCAGAAGAAGGCUGCGGCGGCGGUGAGCGCCACGCUGUGCUCAGUUAUGAACAAGUACGAAGGCUUAACGAUGUUAUGGACGAAGUGGUCUCUAUACACGGCCGAGGCAACUUCCCCACUCUGCACAUCCGACUGCGCGAGCUGGUGGCGGGCGUAAGGGCUCGUCUCGAAGCCGCUCAGACUGAAGGCGGGGCAGGUGUCGCUGUCCGGGACGUGCGUCUUAAUGGUGGCGCCGCUAGUCACGUUCUAGCCGAUCGCCCGCAACCUUAUUCCGAUAUCGACCUCAUUUUCACUGCGGAGCUGCCGACGGCACGUCACUGUGAUCGUGUCAAGGCCGCAGUUCUUGGACAUCUUUCGACUCUUCUCCCGGCCACGAACCCUCGUCGACGCGUCGCUCCGGCUGGGUUAAAAGAAGCCUACGUUUCCAAAAUGGUCCGAGUCAACUCAGACGGUGACCGUUGGUCACUAAUUUCACUGGGUAAUUCGCGCGGUCACAAAUCAGUAGAACUGAAGUUUGUUGAUACAAUGCGUCGACAGUUUGAAUUCUCAGUCGAUUCGUUCCAAAUUGCUUUGGAUUCUCUACUCGCAUUCCAUGAAUGCGCUCAGCUUCCUAUUGGAGAAAACUUCUAUCCGACCGUCGUCGGUGAAUCUGUAUUUGGCGACUUCAGUGAGGCACUCAUGCAUUUAUCAGAGAAGUUGAUCGCCACGCGGCAACCCGAAGAGAUACGCGGAGGUGGUCUCUUAAAGUACUGUGCACUUUUGGCCAAAGGAUACCGGCCGGCUCGACCGGACAAGAUCAAAACCCUUGAACGCUAUAUGUGCUCAAGAUUCUUUAUAGACUUUCCGGAACUCGGACAGCAACGUGCGAAGUUGGAGGCUUACUUACGGAACCACUUCGUGGGUCGAGAUGAGGAGGCGCUAAAGCACAGGUACCUGACGUUGCUGCACAGCGUGGUGCGGGAGUCGACCGUCUGCCUGAUGGGCCACGAGCGGCGGCAGACGCUGGCGCUGAUCGAGGCAAUGGCGUGCCGCGAGCUGUGCGCGCGCGCGCCGCUGCUGCUGCCCGCCAUGGCCGCGCUGCCGCCGGCCGGCUACUACGUGUGCGUGUGCGCCGCGUGCGCCGCCUGCGCCGCGUGCGCCGCGUGCGCCAGCGCCGCGUGCUGCGAGUGCUACCGGCCCGCGCUGUGCCCGGCGUGACCGCCGACCCCGCGCCCGCCUGACCUCUCCUUCGCAGUCGAACCACGAUGAAUUUAGUGCCAAAUGUAUAUAAUAUAAAGGUAUAUGUAUAUAUAUGAUUCGACGCUAUGUAUGCGCGUACGAUUGUAUAUAAUGUGAGAUUUAGCGCUUCGUAUCCUUUCGAUCUGGGCGACCGAGGUAUUAUUUAGUGAGAAGCGAGCGUGGUCGGAGCGCUCUCGAGCGGUGGAGACGACUCGCUCUGCGUCAAUUUGAUGUUGCUCACUCUACUUUGAUCAAUUUUCGUCAAUUCGUGAUGCGGCAAACAGGCAUGGUCGUUUUGUAAUCGUUCGCCUCUAGUGAUGUCACGUGUCUUAUUUCCUGGACAAUGACAACAUUCGUGUUUGCCAAUCAUAAAGUAUCGAGCUACAAAACCUAACUACAUACAUAUUAUCAGCGCUCGAUGUAGAGUCAAUACGUGAGGUAAUUUCUAGUCGUACUCCUUUCGUGUUGAUACAUUAAUAUGUUAGCAGUACGAAAAUUAUUUUCACGCGACGGUGUACGCGACGUUAGGAUGUAAAGCCAAGUCGGUGGUCUGCCUUUUAAAAGAUUAGUUACUCAUUUUUAAGCUUCGUAUGUAAAGAUGUUUCCAUUGUAGUGGCAUGUCUCUCUCAAACAGAACCGCGGAAAUAGACUGAAAAAGAUAAAGAAUCAAGAGAAGAGCGCAUUAAAGAAAGUAAUUUAGACUAAGACCUAAAUAAAUUCGGUCCUAUGAAAUGGACUUUAGGAAAAAAUCAUAAGAUAUGAUGUUGUAGAAAUCUUGAAAGUAAAUUAUAAUCGGACGCGGUGUUACGUACUCGUAUUCGCACCCGCUUCGAGCGACGAAAUCGCUACAUAGGUCAGAAGGUUCCGUUCCUCGGUACGAUAUAACUAAAAUAUACCUAUUUUACUAUUAAAUUUAUUAAUCAGAAAAAUUGUAUGUAUACUGUUUCAUGAUUGCUCUAGUAUUGUAUACGGCUUGGCGUACGAAGUAACAAAGUAAGAUAAUUUAAAACAAUAUAUAAAAAAAAAAUAUUAAAAAAAAAAAACAAAAAAAAUAUAUAACUAAGGUGUGUACAAUAUUAAAGUCCACUCUUAAUAUUAAUACACCAUAUAAAUAUUUUAAGAACAUUUACAUGUAGUAGAGUUUAGCUAACAGAGUACAUAGAAUAAUUUUUUGAUUGCGUCUCAAUACAAUAGUAGAUUGUAUGAAGAAAAUGUGAUUUAAUUGUUUUAGAAUUUAUGUAAUGUUGUCGAUCAUUAUAUAAAUAUUACAUAAACAUUAUUAUAUAGUUUAAUUCAAUAGAGAUAUAUUAUAUUAUUGUAUUUUAAUUAUAUAUAGUUAUACGAAUGAAAGUGUCCGUUCCAUGUCGUAUAUAGUUGCCAAUGCGUAUUAUAUUAUAUAACAAAGUGUAUGUUAAAACAAACGUUUUUCGUGUAAGCUGUACGUAUCCGGAAUAAUCAAGUACAAUCUGCUUGUAGUUUUAUCGUCUUAUAACUUCGGAACAAUAAUAUGAAUGAACGAAUUUCAGACUUGCUCACUAACGAACCAAAAUUUAAGAUCUCAUUUUUAUUAGCCUUCGAAAUUAUUGUCGAAAAAUGUUUUUCAUCGAAGUCGCAUUUGUAUAUCAAUCCAUUUACCAUAUAAAAACAAAAUCUAUCCAUACUUAUGGUAAACAAAACUUAAGAAUCGAUUUACUGAAAAAAAAUACAAAUAUUAUUUUCAUCACUAGAAAAGUAUGGACGUCAUCAAAUCCAUUUUUUAUAUGAAACUCACUUAUAUUUUCGAAAGUUGUACUUAUAUAUAAAUGAAGUACAUAAUAUUAUAUGAAAAUUAAUCUAUAUUCCAUUAUUCAGAGUGAUCGUAUGUUUAUUGUCGCUCGUUAUACGUAUCGAGACAGGCGUCAAGUUGUAAUUCGACAUGUUUUUAAAAUCAUUUUUAUUGUCUACUUACGAAGGUUUAAUUUCACAAGGAAUACUCAGUUGUGUUAAGCUGUUUUAAUCCGCACAGCAUCUAAAUCAAACCGCAGAUCUUAUAAAACUACGCGUUUUUUACCGCAGCGGGCUACCAUUUGAUUUCAUCUAUAUAACUUGUGAAAUUAAAUUCGUUAACCUGUGAUUAUAAAGAAGAUCAGUUAUUGGCAUUAACUAUUAACUACCUCCUUAUAUGAACGAUGAAGCUUCCUUAGUAUACAUUUGUGUAAUUAUAAAUCUUAAAAUUGUACUUACAUAACGAAAUAUAAAACCUAGAAAUUAAUUUGUCGGUUAAUAAUUUUGUAUGUUAAUUUAAAAUAACAUUAAUUACUUCGAAAUAUAACCGAUUGUAUGCGGAGGUCAUAUUCAUGUUAUGUUUACCAGUAAACGUUUUGUGAUUUAUAGUUUCCACUGACGGUCUAAUGUUUAUGUAUUUCAUUGAGAGACAUUGCAAUAUAGAAUAGGUUUUUAUUUUUCCGUAGUUACCAACAGUUUUCAGCUAGCCUUAAAGUAAUAUAUUUUAAUAAUUUCUAUGAAUUGGUCGUUGACGCUUGUGUGUUCAUCUCGAAAGUUAUUUUUAAACGACGAAAAUUAUGUAUAAUUUGUUCUUAUUUAGUCGUUUAAAAUAAAUUUAAUUCAUCGGUAUCAGGAACAUAAACCAACCUCAAGUUUCUGAAACGCCGAUCAAGGUCAAAUUAUUUACGGCACGAUCAUUGGUUGAUGGCAUUCGAUGACGCUAUAAUCGACCAAUGAGCUUUCAGAUUUAAGUCUUUGAUCAACGUUUCAGAAACAGGAACUGGUAAUUAUUUAGCUAAGCGUUAGUAUUCUUUGAAAAAUAAUGUUUAAAUGUAAUGCAUGAAAAGUUUAUGAAUUAUGAAAUUCUUUUGUUAUUUGAUAAGAACUGGAGCUUAAACAGAAAUAAUCACACAAGCGUCUUACAUUAUAAGCGUUGUUAUAAAUUACUUGAAUUCAACAAUAAUGGGAUAUUAAAUAACGAUAAUUCUAAUUUAUUUAUGUACAUUUGUAAACUCGAACAAUCAGAUAAUUCAUAUUCAAAUUUGUCAGUUCAUAUUUAGAUAAACUAUUUUUCCUUUGUCACUUGAAGCUAUAAAACUUAUUUCAAAAGUAUUAAGGUAUUAUUUCAACAAUGCCUAUUAAAGAAAUAAUAACAAGAUUAAAAUGAAUUUCAUUCUACAUUCUCAUAGCAUACGUCAAACCUAUGUAACUAGUGACGUCGAUAUUACGUAAAUGAAUACCGAUCACGUUUACAGAACAAAAAGUCUUUUAUAGUGUAAAGAACAAAAAAAUGUUUAUUGAAAGAGCAUUUGCGUAAAGACGUUAAAACAUAUCGGCUACUUAUCUAUUUAAUAUCACACAACUUGUUGAUUUCACGUAAUUUUUGGUAUAUUAUACGUGAGUCGAAUAUUAUAUUGAAAAACACGAAAUGGCUUAAAUUUUAGAUUUCAAAUUUUUUAUUUUUAAGAAUAUUAAUAAAUUUUUUUAUUUGGCUCAUGAUAUAUUUAGUGUACGAUCAGCGGCAAAAAUCAUUUCAAUUUACGAAUAAUGAUGUUUUAAUUAAAAUACCAAUGGAAAAAAAAAGUUGAUUUUUGUUGCUGGCAGUACACGUGCCACAGCGCCAUGUUGCGAUCCUCGCUCAUAUGUUAAAAGCGAUCUCGCGACAAACGGACUCUCUAGUUAAGGGGACGCUAGUACAUAAAGCCUUACGUUGUAUAAGCUUAUUAAUUAGUUUUAUCAAAUAUAUUUACAUUUGUAGUUAUUAUUUUUCUCUUCCAAGUUGCCUGUUUCGUGUAACGAGAAGCGUGACAACGCUGUUGUUGGGUUACAUAAUGAUUACUAUAUAUUUGUGAAGAGUUUUAAGCUAUUGUAAAUUUUACAGAAAACUAAAUAAAAAAAAUGUUGUGAAAAUAAAUUAUAAAAAAGUGAUAAACAGUGA